UUGCGCCGCCCUCGGCUCUUGGGGUCCGCGGAGUGGGCGGGCGAGGUGACCUAGGGCCGUGCUGAGUCAUGGGACGCCGGCCCGGUGGUGCUGCGGGGUAGGGGCCCUUACCGGGGAGCGGCGUCCCUUGCCCCGGGCCGGUCUACGGGCCUUGGCGGGUGCUGGGGUCCGGGAAGGCACGGAGGCUGCCGUUAAAGCCCUGCUGGGGAGUGCUGGGGGUCGCGGUGUUUCCGAGCCCGCCGGAGCCAGGGCCGCUGCACUUCCUGAAGGCAGUCAGGCCUCCGCGCGCCGCGGUGGAUAGUAGUGAUGUGGGCACCUCAGGCGCACUGCUGUGCCUUGAGAGCCUUGCUUUGUGGAGUAUUUCAUGGUUUUCUUCUCAUGUUUGACUUUCGCGGUGAUCUUCCCUUGUGUCAUGUCUCCCAGAAUUCCAGAGGUGCUUCUUCUCUGUUGAAGGAUACUAUCCCAAUUACUGAAUUUUCAGCUUCAGGACCAUUUGAAGGACAUGAUCUUCUGCGUCGAGGCUUUACAAGUGUCAAAAAUGAACUGAUGCCCAGCCACCCACUGGAGCUGUCAGAAAAAAAUUUCCAGUUAAAUCAAGAUAAAACAAACUUUGACACGCUGAGAAAUAUUCAAGGAAUCCAUGCACCUUUAAAGCUGCAGAUGGAAUUCAGAGCGGUGAAACAGGUCCAGCGUCUCCCAUUUCUUCACAGCUCAAACAUAGCAUUGGACACUCUGAGAGGAAAUGCUGAAUGCAUUGGUUUUGAGGAUAUCCUUAAUGAUCCAUCACAGAGUGAAGUUAUGGGAGAACCACACAUGAUGAUGGAAUACAAACUUGGUUUAUUGUAACAAAAUGUACUCCCUAAAAAUGUUCCAUGUGUGUCUUUAUACUGCAGAUCUGAAUACAUGAUACUAAAUGACACUCACAGUGUUAAGCAGUCCUACAGUUAUCAUUUGCCUUCCUUCGUGAAAAGGCACAUUAAAUGUUAGAAGUCUAUAAGUUGUUCUGUGCUUGUUGUCAAUUACAUAAAUGUCCUGUAACUAGAAAGUUUCAGUAAUGACUCCUCAUACACUGCUCAGGACAAUAGCUUAACUAUGGAAAUGCCAUAGAUGUAUACAAGAAAUCCAAAAAUAUCCAUGCAUUUUAAAGCAGAUUACUGUAGGUAAAUGCAUUUAAUAUUUGUUCUUGCAGAAGAACUUUUUAAGGGGGAAAAGGUAUUUUCCAUCGAGUAACUCUCUGUUCAUGAAAACUUCCAUACACUUUUUAAACUAUUGAAUAAAAGUUUGCUAUAAAUGCU
Cuculus canorus (common cuckoo) is the source of this 1295-nucleotide messenger RNA. It is a transcript of the gene POMP, whose product is annotated as proteasome maturation protein. Lineage: Eukaryota; Metazoa; Chordata; Aves; Cuculiformes; Cuculidae. The transcript is spliced from 6 exons. Gene Ontology annotation, cellular component: nucleus; cytoplasm. Gene Ontology annotation, biological process: proteasome assembly. Bases 307 to 846 code for a protein of 179 amino acids. The record is from RefSeq and is a predicted model, not a curated record.